UCUAAGAGAGAAAAACUUUCAUGGACAAAUCAAAUGGAUGAUGCAUUGAUUGAUGCAUUGUAUCACCAACAUGUUGAAGGAAAUAGGGUCAAUGGAACUUUCACUACUUCAGCAUAUGAUAAAAUAGUAAAGGAAUUACGUGAGAUGUACAACUUGGACUUAGAUAAGGCCAAAGUCAAGAAUAGGCUGAAAACUAUCAAAGAGCAUUUUGCUGAGUGCUAUGAUUCAUUCAAACAUACUAGUGGUUUUGCUUGGAGCCCGGUUACAAGGAUGUUCACUACUGAACCUGAAGUUUGGGAGGCAUUGAUUGAGGUGAAACCACAUGCUGAGAAAUGGAAAUGUACACCCAUUGGCAACUAUGAAAAGUUGGCUGAGAUCUAUGGAAAGGAUAGGGCAACUGGUGUAGGUGCUGAAACUGCUAAGGAAAAAGUACGACGAUGGGCCAACUCAUCAAAUAAUGAUCAUGUAGAUAAAAUUGAAGUCAUUGAUGAACUGGUGCACCAAAAUGAAGCAAACUUGGAAAGUUUUGUUGUGGAUGAAGAUGAUGUUGUGUUGUCUUCUAAAAGUGGAACAUCUUCGAAGGCAAAGAAAAGAAAGCUCUCAAAUGAUGGUAAGAGGGACGUUGAAAUACUGAAGACAGCAUUGCAGAAUAUCACAUCAGCUAUAAGAGAGGGAAAUGCUUCUGUGGAGAAAUCUCAAGGAUGUUUUCCAAGAGGAAAGUUGCAUAAAGCAUUAGAGGAAAUUGGAAUUGCGCCACACUUGUUUACUGAGGCAUACAUUUUUCUUACCAAGAAAUCUGAGAGGAUGAUGCAAUUCUUUGGUUGCCCAGUAGAGUAUCGCAAGGAAACUUUAGAAAGCAUGAUGUAUGACCCUGAGAAUCGUUGGUAACUCUUCAAUAGAUGGGAUCGUACUUUAUUUGAAGGGAACAUUAGAGAUGUCUAUCGUAUUUUAUACUUGACUCCAUUUAGGAUGUGGUGUCUUUUGUGGAUGACUUUGAACUUAUUUUGGAUUUUUUGUGGAUGAUUUUAACUCUUUUUGGAUCUUUUGUGGAUGAUAGCGUUGGUAACUCUUCUAUGGAUG
This is a messenger RNA of Camellia sinensis, 1080 nucleotides long. NCBI's taxonomy places the organism in Eukaryota, Viridiplantae, Streptophyta, Magnoliopsida, Ericales, Theaceae. The record is from RefSeq and is a predicted model, not a curated record.